AUGGCAAGUGCCGAUAGUUCUUCGGAUAAUUCAGAUUCGUUGUAUUUUACGCCUCUAGGAUCCGGACAGGAAGUCGGCCGAUCAUGUCAUUUGCUAGAGUACAAGGGAAAACGAGUUAUGCUCGAUUGUGGUGUACACCCGGGUCUUCAAGGAGUCGAUGCCCUUCCAUUUGUCGAUUUUGUCGACAUCGAAAAUAUCGAUUUGUUACUAAUAACACAUUAUCACAUCGAUCAUUGUGGUGCUCUUCCUUGGCUUCUUCAAAAAACUGCAUUCCGUGGGAAAUGCUUUAUGACACACGCUACAAAAGCGAUCUAUCGAAUGAUGUUAGGAGAUUAUAUAAGGAUUUCAAGAUAUGGCGGAGGAAACGAUAAAAAUCAAUUAUUCACUGAAGAAGAUCUCGAAAAAAGUAUGGCGAAAAUCGAAGUAAUUGAUUUUCGCGAGCAAAAAGAAGUGAAUGCCAUCAAAUUUUGGCCGUAUGUCGCUGGACACGUGUUGGGAGCAUGCAUGUUUAUGAUUGAAAUCGCUGGAGUUCGCACGUUGUACACUGGCGAUUUUUCGUGCGUCGAAGAUAGGCACUUAUGUGCUGCCGAAAUUCCGCCGGUAUCCCCACAAGUUCUGAUUUGUGAGUCUACUUAUGGAACUCAACAUCACGAAGAUCGUGAUGCUCGUGAAGCGCGAUUUACCAAAAUGGUUCACGAAAUUGUUGGUCGAGGCGGGCGAUGCUUGAUACCUGCUUUUGCCCUUGGUCGUGCUCAGGAGUUGUUGCUCAUUCUUGACGAAUAUUGGGAGGCUCAUCCCGAGUUGCACGAUAUCCCUGUUUAUUAUGCUUCAUCUUUGGCUAAAAAGUGUAUGGCAGUUUAUCAAACAUUUGUUAGCGGAAUGAAUCAAAGAAUUCAAAAGCAAAUGUCUGUCAAAAAUCCGUUUAUUUUCAAACAUGUAUCUAAUCUAAAGGGAAUCGAACACUUUGAAGAUGCCGGCCCUUGUGUGAUUCUCGCAUCACCGGGAAUGCUUCAAACGGGAUUAAGUCGCGAGCUGUUCGAAAAAUGGUGUUCCGAUUCGAAGAAUGGAUGUAUCAUUGCGGGCUACUGUGUCGAAGGAACUCUUGCCAAACACAUUCUUUCUGAACCGGAAGAAAUUGUUGCAAUGAAUGGAGAUCGGCUACCCAUGAGAAUGCAAAUUGGAUAUGUUUCAUUUUCUGCUCACACGGAUUUCCUGCAGACAUCUACGUUUGUCAAAGAGCUCCGUCCACCGCAUUUGGUGCUUGUUCAUGGUGAACAACACGAAAUGAGUAGACUGAAAGCAAACAUCGAACGCCACUUCCAAGAUUCAAACAUUCCUAUUGAAGUUCAUAAUCCGAGGAACACCGAACGAAUUGAGCUGCAAUUUAGAGGAGAAAAAACCGCAAAAAUUGUUGGAGGACUGGCCAAAAGAAUACCAGAGAACAAUGAAGUUAUUAGUGGAGUUUUGGUUAAAAGAAAUUUCGCAUACGCUAUUAUGGAUCCGAAAGAUCUUGUUGCAUACACUUCGUUGAGAAUAUCGAAUUUGAAUCAGAAACAAUCGAUAUUUUAUUCGGGGACUAUUCCGUUACUCAUUUUCAACUUACGGCAACUCAAUGACGACGCAAUUCUGGUUCAUCAAGCUAAAAUUAAAGAUUCGAAAGAAAAUUGUCCAACACACGUGAUUCAACUUUUCAAUGGAAAUGUCGUUGUUCAAUACUAUCAACAUAAUAAUGUUGCUGUGAUUCAGUGGGAAUCAAAUCCAGUAAAUGAUAUGUACGCUGAUGCAACAUCUGCGGCGAUUAUGCACGCUGAAACUAACCCAAUUCCUGAUAAAUACCUGCCAACUGUUAAUGAAUUCCCGACAUUUGAAACUGCAAUUGAAGGAAUGGUUAAAGAUAUUUGCGGUGAUGACGCGAUGGUCGUGAGUACUAGUGAUGGUUUGACGGUUAAAUUCGAAGAUGACGGACGGAGGAUGCUCAUUGAGCCUGCAUAUGAAAAUGCUGUUCCAGUUGGUGACGAGAGUUCUGAAGAUCCGAUGACAUCUCAUGUCCUACAACAGUUGACACAGAAAAUGAGAAAGGUUGUGACGAUGAAUACGAAUGAAACUGAUGGUCUCGACGCAAUGGAGCAUUGA
Molecule: messenger RNA, 2133 nt
Organism: Caenorhabditis bovis
Lineage: Eukaryota; Metazoa; Nematoda; Chromadorea; Rhabditida; Rhabditidae
Source: the annotation of a GenBank genome assembly